Ricinus communis (castor bean) is the source of this 655-nucleotide messenger RNA. RefSeq names its product olee1-like protein. The record is from RefSeq and is a predicted model, not a curated record. Bases 58 to 570 code for a protein of 170 amino acids. NCBI's taxonomy places the organism in Eukaryota, Viridiplantae, Streptophyta, Magnoliopsida, Malpighiales, Euphorbiaceae. The transcript is spliced from 2 exons.
GUUCUUUACUGAUCUCCAUCCGAAUUCCAGAAGAAUUAAAUUACCAGAGGAAUAAGAAUGGCCAACUCUAUUAACAAUAUCAUCUUUUUUCUAGCAUCUGCCAUUUGUUUCUUGUGUCUCCUUAGCAUAGCCCACGGUGAAUCUCACUUCACCGUGGAGGGCAAGGUUUAUUGCGACACCUGCCGUGUUCAGUUCAUAACCAAAGCUACCUCAUACAUCAAAGGUGCAAGAGUGCGCCUGGAAUGCAAGGACCGUGAAGGUGGAGCUAUAACCUUUAGCGCGGAAGCAGAGACUGACGCGACCGGGACAUACCACAUUCCGGUGAAUGGAGAGCAUGAGGAGGAGCUUUGCGAGAUUAUCCCAUUAAAAUCCCCAGACCCUGACUGUAAUGAGAUAAACCAAGACCCCUUUGUCAAGAAAGCAGCUCAAAUUACUCUCACAAAUCACAAUGGCAUUGCUAGUCCUACACGCUCUGCCAAUCCCAUUGGCUUCCUAAAGCAACAAGCUGUUCCUGAGUGUUCUGGAAUCCUGAGGGAAAUGGGAAUCACCCCAUCUGGCCUUGUGCCAUGAUACUUACUAUUCAUUCUUGUGUGAACUCAAUAAACACUCUUCCUUUCGCAAAUUUUAAUCACGAUUAAGGGUUUUUGCUAUCUAA